Molecule: messenger RNA, 3393 nt
Organism: Hydractinia symbiolongicarpus
Lineage: Eukaryota; Metazoa; Cnidaria; Hydrozoa; Anthoathecata; Hydractiniidae
Exons: 2
Coding region: 572-2236 (554 amino acids)
Molecular function (GO): protein binding
Source: RefSeq, a predicted model, not a curated record
AUCCCUUACGUGGGCAAUUUUUAGACAUUCUUUAACAUAUAAUUUAUUUAUAAGCAUUUAUUUCUUACCUCCCUGUAUCGUAGGACCUGGCAGUAAGAACGUUUUAAUGUUGUAUAUAAUGUAAUAUAUUUCACUAUCACAUGACAGUUGCAAACAUUCAGACACACGUUCUUUUGAGGCGCCUAAACGACAAAUUGGUUCAGCAUAUUAAUUACGGUAAACAAUGAAUUUAAUGUGUCUUUUUGUCUCUUGUAGAUGGAGUUCUUAUGAAACUACUAACUGUGCAAGGGUAAGAAGAAGCGAGUAGCGUUGUGCUAAUGAAAUAUUUCCUGGUGACUGUUUAUAUGUAGAUUUGUAGGCCCCGUAGUCUUGGGGGCAGGACAGUGUUUAAACUAUUGCUGUUAAUCCGUCAUGUAACAAUCCACAAGGAGAAUAUUUGACCUCAAUGCCACGCUACACCACAUAUGAAUCCUACUUCGCGGAACAGCCGCGGCAAAUAUCUUUACGCCAAAAAAAGUAGUAUAUAUACAUAUAUCUGGUGAAUUGAAUCAGAGGUUUGCUUCCUCUCUACAUGUGCUGUAGCGAGUACUGUACCAUGGAUCCUGUAAAAGUUGUUCUGCUAUUCCUAUCGUUUACAUCAUCGUCUGCAAGUUACCCUGCAGUUAAUCUUAUUAUCACCACGAGUAAGAAACCUGCAAGUGUUUAUUGUCCCAGAAAGCUUUCGUUUGCUAGAACAGAUUCUGCUUCUAACGUGCAAGUUUCAUCCAAGUUUGACGCCGUGUUUUAUUGUCAACUGUUGUAUGAUAAUUUGACGGUACCGACUACGGACUACCAUGUUUCAAUGAUUCCUUUGUUUAACUCAUCCCUCGUUGGAUGCAAGUCUCUGGAUAAUUGUCUAUCAUUGCGGUUGAGACAUGCUCCCACUGAACAGGUUGAAGUUCAUGUCCAAUCGCACAAGAGCUGUCUUCGUGCUUUUCUUUCCUUUAAAUAUGAACUGCGGAAAGCGAACACACUACUUUAUCAUGGAUUAACAGAUAUAACCGUCGGAAAGAACCCACCAAAACCCAGCUAUAUAAAGUUUAAGUACAUAAAAGACGAACUGUUUUUAUCCAGUAAUCUCGAGCCGUUGUGUCGGGAGGACUUAACGUCUGCGGAAUAUUUUUUAUCGCUGGAAGCUUCGAGUGAACGUUGUAGAAAUAGUACGGAAUUGAAAUGCAAUGUUUUCAACAAAAACGAAAAAUACGAAGUUCUUUGUAAGUUUUUGAGAAUGUGCCCCAGCGAAUCCAAGUGCAAUGUAAAAAUCUUAGCCUUUAUAUACGGCACAAACAGAUACGGUGUGAAUAUGGACGUGACCAGCCCGAAGUUUCACAGUUUACUUGCCUUUGCUGAUGCGAAGUCUUUAUCAUUACAAGUGAUUAAACCAUCUACAAACAGCAUUACUGUGUCAUUCCGCAAACCAGUCGAUUGUCUCUCCACCUUGUCUCAUUUACACUACAAAGUAAGAUACAGCGAAAUAAACAAUAAUGCUGAAACAGUGAUGAAGGUACAUGAAGAAUGCAUGGCAAGUUUGGUGUGUAAUGUUACCAUACCAGGUUUAUAUUCAAACACGACGUAUCAAGUGUGUAUACAGUAUCAUGCUUAUUUUGAUUACGCUUCCACUUACACUCCACCACUGUGUAUCACCACAUCCACUGGAUUGCUGCCGUGCACCAGUUCUAAUUUUUAUAAUCUAACGCAUAUGGAAUUGAACCAAACGCACUAUCGUGCUUUAAUUAGGGUUCAGCCAUUACCUGCAGAGUGUUGGAACAGUUUGAGUUAUUAUUAUCAAGUACAACUCUCCUCCACGGUGGAUGGGCGAAAAAAGAUUAUUUUACAAUCGAACCACUCCACUAUAUUGAUGCCUUUAUUACGUUCGAGUUCCUACUACGUAGUGGUAUCUGCCUGCAACCUGUAUGGCUGUCGACUUGGUGCACGUAGCGACCUCAUAAGCAACUAUUUUAGUCAAAACAACAGGAAAACAGAAAACUCGCAAGUUGUGGUGGAGACUGUGUUGAUGUGUGUGUUUUCAGUUCUCUUUAUUUUUUUCUCAACCUUGCUUUAUUAUGUUCUGAGGAGGACGAAGAAUUUACCAAGGUUAAGAAGGAUACAACGCGAGGACAUUCGUUUGGUGACCUUACCUGUAGAAAGGUCUUCCUUCAGGGACACUCUUAUUCCCCAGAACAGUACUCUUGUAUAAAUGGUUUUCAUAUAGUCUCUACUUUUAACUGAAUGAGUGGUAAAAUAACAAAAAUCGAGUUGAUGCCACUAGAUUUCUAGAUAAAUUUACUCAUUGUUAAAGCUUACCUCCUGCAAAAAAUGAAUCCUGAAAAAAGGAAUCCUGAAUGUUUUAGUUAUGCGAAUUAUACAUAACAUCUCGUAUUUCAUAUAAACGAGAUGCUUUUUAGGUUUAUCAAGACAUAUGUUGAUGAAAAUAUGUUUUCACCUCUCCAGUUUGAUAUUUUUAACAUUUAUAUUUAGUUAUCAUCAUUAUACAUGCCAGCAAUUGUUUUUCAAUUUUUAAAACUUAUGAUGUCAUAAGUUCGCUUAAACUUUCAAAACGUAUAUCUUAGAAAACAAUAAGGAUUUUUUUCAUAUGAAACCAUCUUGUUUUUUUUUUGCGCCAAAAAACUUUGAUAUAGAUUCUGUUUGUUGUUAAAUACAAAACGCAGUAUUUGCAGGAACAAAAUAAGAAAAGUCUUGUUUAGAAAACGUGUGAGAAUUUUAGUUUUUCGGAGUGUUGUCAUACUGAAAUUGGAUAGUAAAUUAACUGUCGUCUGUAAGGUCCUUGUAUAUUCAUUCUUUUGAAUGCUCUAGAUGUCAUUGAUAGGAAUAUGAAAAUAGCAGAGGUGCUGUUGGCAUUAAAGUCACAAAUGGAAUUUUCUUGAUCAAUUUUUAGUAAAACUUAUCUAAAGCUUCGUUUUAAUACCAAAGACCAUGCGAUAUUUUUUGCAAGUUUCAAAAUUCACGGAAAGCUACCAUCUUUACUAACUCUGCGCAUGUGCAUGUACGUUUUCCCUGCGUUCGUUUUGUGUUUGACAUUUGACGUCUACAGGAUUUCUUAUUGUAUAUAUUACGUAAUAUAUGUGUUGUAAAUUUUAUUGUAUAUACCGAAAAGAGUUAUGUUAUGAACAGUAUUUAUAUAAAAAAACGUGCUAUUAUUUUUAUUGUGAAUACUUGCAUUUAGUUGAAAAUUAUACUUAUGACAAGACAGAAGAUUCAACUUAAACGCUUUUUAGCGUUAUCAUUUCUAUUUAUGAACACUUGUGUAAUUUAAUAGCGUAACUUCUCUUAUAGCUAUAAUGAACAAAAUUCUGCAAGAAUGAAUAUAUUAUUUAAAUUCUACCUCACCCACAA